AUGACAAAACUCGUGAUUUUUAGUCUCUUCUUGACAAUUUUCAUCGAAAAAGCAGCGUCUCUCGACUGUUACGGUCCUGCCAAAUCACGAGCAGCGCAAUUGCGUCAAUUUCUGUUGUGUGACUACGAGCCCUUGUUGCCGCCCGUCAAUCGACACACCUCAACUUUGGUUAUCGAGAAUUUCCGACUCGAUGUGCGUUCGUAUCAGUUCCAGGAGCGUCAGGGAACCCUCAAUCUCUUCACCUGGAUGACGAUGAACUGGCAGGACGAGCAUUUGCAUUGGGAUCCCGCCAACUGGGACGGCAUCGAUCGCUUGCAAGUGACUUCCGACGAGGUUUGGCUGCCCGAUAUCUACUUGGAGCAGUCGCAAAGUGGAAGUGUCAUGACCACAGCGCCGAAUAUCGACUGCUGGGUACGUCAAAAUGGCACGGUAUCGUGUUUGGUGCCAAUUAAGUUGGAAGUUUUGUGUGUGGCGGAUUAUCGUUUGUGGCCGCAUGACUCGCAGGAGUGCGAAUUGAACUUUUUAACGUGGAGUUAUUUGGCGGAACAGGUAGAUUUUGCGGAAAAUCUCGAAUUUGUGGCGUCCGAAGUGCACGAAGACAUGCAAUGGCGCAUCACGAAGACGGAAGUAAUUGGCAGAUGGAGUUCUUGGUGGGAUAUUGGACAAACGAAUGUGGGAAUCAAGUUCAAAAUUGGCAUCACGCGACAUGCGGAAGAGGAAGAUGUGGUUUAUUUGCUGCCAUCGAUCAUUUUGAGCUUCAUGAAUCUCGUGACGAUGCUGAUGAAGCUGGAUUCCAAACAACGACUCAUUCUCGCGUCGAUUAACAUCGCUAUCCAACUAAUGUAUAACGUGCAACAUGUCUGGUCCGGCACAUAUCACUCAGAUUCCGUUCCAAUGGUCUAUUAUUACUUCCAUUUUUCCUAUUUGAUCACCAUUCUCGUGAUUGUAGAGACAGUUCUCCUUUCGCGGGUCCAAAAAUUCGAGCUGGAACUCCCUCAAACCAUCGAUUUCAGUUUGAAACAAUUCGGAACGAACAAAUUUGCAGCAAUUUUCUUGGCAGACAUCAAUUUUUCCAAUGAAAAAGUCGAUUCCGAAGGCAGUUGGGUCAUAAUCUCCAAAAUUUUUGAUAGAUUUCUGAUGAUUUUAAUGGUCGGCACGUACUUUUCCAUCGCACAAGACUUGCUUCCAAUGAAAAAUUAAUCAAAUGUAAAGCUUCUUCUCCCAAUUUGAAUGCAAAUAUUUAAGCUGAUGUCAAGUAACGUUAAAUCCACAGAGAAAGUCGUUAAGAAAGACAAAUAUUUUUGUCAA
This is a messenger RNA of Culicoides brevitarsis, 1308 nucleotides long. RefSeq names its product acetylcholine receptor subunit beta-type acr-3-like. The transcript has a single exon. Bases 1 to 1200 code for a protein of 399 amino acids. Gene Ontology annotation, biological process: nervous system process; regulation of membrane potential; signal transduction. The record is from RefSeq and is a predicted model, not a curated record. Gene Ontology annotation, cellular component: synapse; neuron projection; plasma membrane. NCBI's taxonomy places the organism in Eukaryota, Metazoa, Arthropoda, Insecta, Diptera, Ceratopogonidae. Gene Ontology annotation, molecular function: excitatory extracellular ligand-gated monoatomic ion channel activity; transmitter-gated monoatomic ion channel activity involved in regulation of postsynaptic membrane potential; transmembrane signaling receptor activity.